Molecule: messenger RNA, 546 nt
Organism: Colletotrichum graminicola M1.001
Lineage: Eukaryota; Fungi; Ascomycota; Sordariomycetes; Glomerellales; Glomerellaceae
Product: ML domain-containing protein
Exons: 3
Coding region: 1-546 (181 amino acids)
Biological process (GO): intracellular sterol transport
Molecular function (GO): sterol binding
Source: RefSeq, a predicted model, not a curated record
AUGAGGUUCGCCACGGCCGUUAUCGCCUUCCUCUCCGCCGGCCUUGCGCCGGUCGGUGCCAGCGUCCUGGUCAAGAGAGACCAGUCCGUCAUCGUCAAGGACGACCUCAAGGUUCCCGGCGACUCGCCCUUGGAGCUUUGCCCCAAGUCUCACGACGACGAUAUCGUCAAGAUUGAAAGCGUUGACCUCGCCCCGAACCCCCCUCAGGCUGGCAAGGAGCUUGUUAUCAAGGCUUCUGGAAUUGUCAAACAGCCCAUCGAGAAGGGCGCAUACGUCUUGCUGCAGGUCAAGUACGGCCUCAUUCGUCUUAUCAGCACCAAAGCGGACCUGUGCGAACAGAUCGAGAACGUUGACCUCGAGUGCCCCAUCGAAAAGGGUACCUUGAGCAUUACCAAGUCUGUCGAGCUUCCGGCCGAGAUUCCUUCCGGCAAGUAUACUGUCUUCGCCGAUGUUUACACCGGUGACGAUGUCCCCAUCACCUGCCUGACCGCCCAGGUUGUCUUCUCUCGCAACAGCCAGCAGAGCUUCUUCAGCUUGGAUCUUUAA